Molecule: messenger RNA, 1230 nt
Organism: Armigeres subalbatus
Lineage: Eukaryota; Metazoa; Arthropoda; Insecta; Diptera; Culicidae
Gene: RfC38
Product: replication factor C subunit 3
Exons: 2
Coding region: 102-1178 (358 amino acids)
Biological process (GO): DNA repair; DNA-templated DNA replication
Cellular component (GO): DNA replication factor C complex; nucleus
Molecular function (GO): DNA binding; DNA clamp loader activity
Source: RefSeq, a predicted model, not a curated record
UCGAUUUGUUGCAAAGUUGGCGCGCGAAGCCAUCAAAAAAGCAUAAACCGGUCGCUGUUUGGUUUUAAUUCUGUGAUUAUCUCGUGAAAUUAUUAUCUAAAAUGGCUCUUUGGGUUGACCGUUACCGCCCGCGGGAGCUGUCCAAAUUAGACUACCAUAAAACGCAAGCUGCGCACCUUACAAAUCUGUGUGCUCAGGGUGACUUCCCACAUCUGAUGUUCUACGGCCCGUCGGGGGCUGGAAAGAAGACUCGUAUCAUGUGCCUCCUUCGAGAGCUGUACGGUUCUGGAGUAGAACGCCUUCGGAACGAGGUAAUGAAUUUCACCACGCCUUCGAAUCGCAAGGUGGAAAUUAUGACCGUCAGCAGCAACUACCAUAUUGAAGUCAACCCGUCGGAUGCCGGUAUCUAUGAUAGGGUCGUCAUUACGGACAUGAUUAAGCAGAUCGCUCAAACGCAACAAAUCGAUCCCAGCGGUCAGCGGGAAUUCAAGACAAUUGUACUCUCUGAAGUGGACGAACUUACCAAAGAUGCACAACACGCCCUGAGAAGAACCAUGGAAAAAUAUGUGGCUACCUGUCGGUUGGUACUUUGCGUCAACUCCACUUCACGAGUCAUUCCCGCUGUUAAGAGUCGAUGUUUGGGUAUCAGAGUUUCGGCCCCAACCAACGAUGAGAUCAUCAGUAUUCUAAAUAACAUCUGCAAAAAGGAAGGACUGCACAUCCCAUCGGAACUGGCGAACCGCAUCAGCCAGAAAUCGGAACGCAAUCUCCGCCGGGCGAUUCUCAUGCUCGAAGCUUGCAAAGUUCAACAGUAUCCGUUCACAGUCAACCAAGAAGUGCCGGAAAUUGACUGGCAGGUGUUUCUUCGGGAAACCGCUAAUCAGAUCGUCCAGGAGCAGUCCCCGCAAAAAUUGGAAGCCAUUCGGGAGCGUUUGUAUGAGCUUUUGUCGCAAGGCGUUCCCUCCGAUACCAUUUUCCGUGGCUUGGUGGAGAAUUUGGUCAAAAAUUGCGACAUGAGCCUGAAGACUCAAACGCUCAACUUUGCCGGAACUUACGAACAUCGGAUGCAGCAGGGAAGCAAGCACAUUUUUCAUCUGGAGGCAUUCGUGGCACAGUUCAUGGCUCUGUACAAAAAGUUUUUGAACCAAGCCACCACGAUGGAUUUGGAUGAUUUCUAGAUUUAUGGACAUUUCUUUUUUAAAUAAAAAUAUUUUCGUUUGCUUAUCGAAA